Biomphalaria glabrata is the source of this 587-nucleotide messenger RNA. Its product is annotated as latrophilin Cirl-like. NCBI's taxonomy places the organism in Eukaryota, Metazoa, Mollusca, Gastropoda, Planorbidae. The coding region runs from base 113 to 487 and encodes 124 amino acids. The transcript has 5 exons. The record is from RefSeq and is a predicted model, not a curated record. Gene Ontology annotation, molecular function: carbohydrate binding.
AGCGUUUGUGCGAAAGUUUAGUAAAGAAAAAAGGUCCUGCAUAAUAGAUUUACGUCAGGACAAUAGUUACACUUUCACAGAAGUAGCACAUUCCUUCAGCAGCAGCUAAGAAAUGAAGCACAAAAUUUCGACAAGUUUCUUGACAUUGCUCUUCUGUCUUCUCAUAACCACUGCUGAUGCCAGUAACGACACAAGGACUGGAUACGCCUGUGACGGGAUGCAGGUCACCCUGUACUGUGACCUGGGUCAAGCUAUUAACGUUCUCGACGCUUCUUACGGCUAUUUCGGCCCACAUUCUUGUGACAAUGACCAUCAGGAAAUAGUCUGUUACAGACCAGUUACAAACGUCAUCUCAUACUUGUGUCAAGGACGUGUGGCGUGCACUGUGAUGGUGGGAAGCAGAACGUUUGAGAACCCUUGUUCCCAAAAUCUUUUCAAACGAUUGGAGGUUCAAUACGAGUGUAAAACAAGCAGCUACUCAACGUAACUCUGAACAAUCUGUUCCCUAGUUACAAUCUGUUCCCUAGUUACAAUCUGUUCCCUAGUUACAAUCUGUUCCCAAGUUACAACCUGUUCCCUAGUUACAA